Molecule: messenger RNA, 1362 nt
Organism: Brachypodium distachyon (stiff brome)
Lineage: Eukaryota; Viridiplantae; Streptophyta; Magnoliopsida; Poales; Poaceae
Product: probable aquaporin PIP2-8
Exons: 1
Coding region: 184-1077 (297 amino acids)
Biological process (GO): transmembrane transport
Cellular component (GO): plasma membrane
Molecular function (GO): water channel activity
Source: RefSeq, a predicted model, not a curated record
CUGGGUAACCAUAACCAGUAAACGGCGCGUUAUCUCUAUAUAAACACGCUGCUUCGCUAGGUCAUGGGCAACAUUCAUCAUUGGUUCCAUCGAUCCAAUAAUACUCUCUCGAUCUCCCCUUCUUUCCAAAUUAAAACAGCUAGUAUAGCCGAGAACUGAGAGAUAUCCAGCUCGCCAGCUGCUAUGGCAAUGACGCCGGACACAGACAGUAACAACAAGGUGGCUAAGCCAUCCGCCGGCGAUGACACUGAGAUCCCAAGCAAGGACUACCUGAACCCUCCUCCGACGCCGCUGUUCGACGGCAGCGAGCUGGGGAAAUGGUCGCUGUACCGCGCCGUCAUCGCCGAGUUCACCGCCACGCUGCUCUUCGUCUACGUCACCGUGGCCACCGUCAUCGGCCACAAGCGGCAGCAGCAGCAGCCGGACACCGCCGGCGCCGGCGUGGGCCUGCUGGGCAUCGCGUGGGCCUUCGGGGGUUCCAUCGCCGUCCUCGUCUACUGCACGGCGGGGAUCUCGGGGGGCCACAUCAACCCGGCGGUCACAUUCGGCCUGCUACUGGCCCGCAAGGUCAGCCUCCCGCGGGCCGGGCUCUACAUGCUGGCCCAGUGCCUGGGCGCCAUCUGUGGGGCUGGCCUCGUCAGGACCGUCAACGGCGGCGACGCCUAUCUAAAACACGGCGGAGGAGCCAACGAGGUCGCCGACGGGUACUCUAACGCGGCCGGGUUCGUGGCCGAGGUUGUGGGAACUUUCGUGCUGGUCUACACGGUGUUCUCGGCCACGGACCCGAAGAGGAUGGCGAGGGACUCGCAUAUCUCCGUGCUGGCGCCGCUGCUCAUCGGGUUCUCGGUCUUCGUCGUGCACCUGGCAACGAUCCCCGUGACGGGAACCAGCAUCAACCCGGCCAGGAGCUUUGGGCCUGCCGUGGUGUAUAAUGGGGAGAAGGCGUGGGCCGACUUGUGGAUCUUCUGGGUCGGGCCGUUCACCGGCGCCGCCGUGGCCAUGGUUUACCACCAGUUUGUGCUCAGGAACACCGUCUCCGUCUUCUUCCACCGCUCCGACUACGCCGCUGCAGUCUAGAUCUAUCGUAUCCACAGCCAACCCGGCCGCCGUCCGUCCAAACGCGUACGUACGUACUAGCUAGUAUAGUGUUGCUGAGUUGAGACGGGUGGAUUUUUAGUUACUUUUAAGCUAGCAAAGCUCCGUUCUGUAUCGAGAUCGAUCGAUCCCUGGCAGCUUCGUGCUGUUAAAAUCGAACGUUUAUAUGUUGUUUGCAUGUACACGUACGUAUUGCUUAUUGUUGCAUCUAUCGAUCCAAUGUAUCCAUAAUAAUAAUAAUCAGUUGUGUAGUCAGGUUUUCCAGAA